Molecule: messenger RNA, 5270 nt
Organism: Talpa occidentalis (Iberian mole)
Lineage: Eukaryota; Metazoa; Chordata; Mammalia; Eulipotyphla; Talpidae
Gene: MNT
Product: MAX network transcriptional repressor
Exons: 6
Coding region: 360-2117 (585 amino acids)
Biological process (GO): regulation of transcription by RNA polymerase II
Molecular function (GO): protein dimerization activity; RNA polymerase II cis-regulatory region sequence-specific DNA binding; DNA-binding transcription factor activity, RNA polymerase II-specific
Source: RefSeq, a predicted model, not a curated record
GUGCCUCCUCGCCAUCUUGUUGCAAAGCCUUUUCUUGUCGGCGGGACUCCCGGGGGCUGCGGGGCGGGAGGCAUCAGAAGGGAGGAAGAGAGGGAGGGGAAGGAGGGAGUCAGUGCCGCCUUUUUUUUUUUUUGCAUCAGAAUUUUUUUGAAUUUGCAGAUUACAUUUUGCAAAUAUUUGGGGAGACAUUGAUUUUUCUUCCGUGCUCCCCCGUUCUUCCCUGCGGAGUGCGCUGCGCCGCCCAGCCCUGUCGCCCCCCGGAGGUAACCCCUCCCUCCUGCCUGCUCGCCAGCCUGACCUGUGCCCGGCUCGCGGGCCGCAGCCUCGGCCCCGGCGCGCCCCCGGCCGCCCUCGGCGCGAUGAGCAUAGAGACGCUACUGGAGGCAGCCCGCUUCCUGGAAUGGCAGGCGCAGCAACAACAGAGAGCACGUGAGGAGCAGGAGCGGCUUCGCUUGGAGCGAGAGCGGGAGCAGGAACAGAAGAAGGCCAGCAGCCUGGCCAGGCUGGCCCAUGCCCUGCCCUUGGAGGAGCCCCGCAUCGAGGCACCACCCCUGCCUCUGUCUCCCCCUGCACCCCCGCCGGCACCUCCGCCACCGCUUGCCACCCCCACCCCACUGACUGUCAUUCCUAUUCCAGUAGUGACCAAUUCCCCCCAACCAUUACCCCCGCCCCCCUCACUGCCCCCUGCAGCCCAGCCUCUGCCCCUGGCGCCUCGCCAGCCAGCUUUGGUUAGCACCCCUGGACUCAGCAUUAAAGAAUCUGCCCCCCUACCCACCAGGCCACAGGUGCCUACCCCUGCUCCCCUGCUGCCGGACUCCAAGACCAGCCUUCCACCCACUGGCAGCCCCAAGCCUUUGCAGCCCCUCUCCACGCCCAUCCUGACCAUAGCACCACAUCCUGGGGUCCAGCCCCAGCUGGCCCCCCAGCAGCCACCCCCACCCACUCUUGGGACCCUGAAGUUGGCACCAGCUGAAGAAGUCAAAUCCAGCGAACAGAAGAAGAGGCCUGGGGGGAUCGGAACCAGAGAAGUCCACAACAAAUUGGAGAAGAACAGGCGGGCCCAUCUGAAGGAAUGCUUUGAGACUCUGAAGCGCAACAUCCCCAACGUGGACGACAAGAAGACGUCAAAUCUGAGCGUGCUGCGGACCGCGCUGCGGUACAUCCAGUCCCUGAAGAGGAAGGAGAAGGAAUACGAGCAUGAGAUGGAGCGGCUGGCGAGGGAGAAGAUUGCCACACAGCAGCGGCUGGCCGAGCUCAAGCACGAGCUGAGCCAGUGGAUGGACGUGCUGGAGAUUGAUCGUGUGCUCCGGCAGACGGGCCAGCCCGAGGAUGACCAGGCCUCCACCUCUACUGCCUCCGAGGGUGAGGACAACAUAGACGAGGAUAUGGAGGAGGACCAGGCCGGCCUGGGCCCACCUAAGCUGAGCCAUCGCCCCCACCCGGAGCUGCCGAAGCCACCGCCCAGCACCGCCCCCGCGCCUCUGCCGCCCCACCCACACCCUCACUCCCAGCCUGUGGCCCUGUCUCCUGCCCACCUGCCUGGGCAGCAGCCGCCGACACAGCAGAAGACACCUCUGCCGGCCCCUCCUCCCCCGCCAGCUGCCCCUGCCCAGACACUGGUGCCUGCUCCAGCCCACCUGGUGGCCGCAGCUGGGGGAGGCUCCACGGUCAUCGCCCACACAGCCACCACCCAUGCCUCAGUCAUCCAGACUGUGAACCAUGUUCUACAGGGUCCAGGCGGCAAGCACAUUGCCCACAUCGCCCCCUCGGCCCCCAGCCCUGCUAUGCAGCUGGCACCUGCCACACCCCCCAUUGGCCACAUCACAGUGCACCCAGCCACGCUCAACCAUGUGGCCCACCUUGGCUCCCAGCUGCCCCUGUACCCGCAGCCCGUGGCGGUGAGCCAGCCGGUGGCGGUGAGCCACAUUGCCCACACCCUCUCACACCAGCAAGUGAAUGGCACAGCUGGGCUGGGUCCCCCGGCCACCGUUAUGGCGAAGCCAGCCGUGGGGGCGCAGGUGGUACACCACCCCCAGCUGGUGGGCCAGACAGUGCUCAAUCCUGUGACCAUGGUCACCAUGCCCUCCUUCCCAGUCAGCACACUCAAGCUGGCUUGAGGAUGAGGCCACUCAGAGGCCCCCAGUGGGGGCAGCGAGGGGGACCUAUCCCCCACUUUCCCACCCACCAGCUCCACACAUUCCAGCCAGGCCCAGGCCCGCCCCACCCACACCCACCCCCAGGCCUCCUAGGGGAAGGGGGUGCAGAGACUCUGAGCCAGGGGAGGGAGGGGCCGCCCCAGGGAGCUGGGCACAGGCAGGGGAUUCCCUCACUGCACUAGGACUUGAUAAAAUGAGAGACUGAUGAACAGGCUACCCAUUGGCCUGGUGCCAACUCCAGUGCUAUUCCUGCUUCCUCACCCGAUCCCCCGAAACCAGUUAGACGUGGAUGUCAUGUUUUCUGACUUCCCCUACCCUGUCCGCCUUCCUGUGCUGCUGCUGCUAUUGCUUUGUCUGGCGAGGGGGCCCUCCCCUCCCAAGCCUCAGCCUUCUCUUCCCAGACCUUUGGAGGGCAAAGGGGGAAGCCGAACUGAAGCAACUUGGCCCAGAAAGCUGGGGACCAUGGGCGCCCUGCUCUGAGUACAGGUAACAGAUCCCAGGAAGUGGCUGGUCUGGAGUUCCACCCAGCCCGGGGCGCUCCAACCCAAAGCAGUCACCGUGAUUCGUUACAGCAGAAACUAGUUAAGACGCUUCUGCCAUCAGCCGACCAAACGCAAGCUGUUGCCAAGCUCCCGAGCCCGCCAAACCUUGCCACCAGACUCUUGUCCUCAGGAGGGCAGGCUGAGGGUGGGGUGGAGGAGGGGCUUGCCCCCCCCCUUCCUCCUCCCUAUGGGCAUAAAUUUUGGCCUCUGGAAGGCAGAGGGGAGGGGCUCUGUCUGGUGUUCAGUCCCCUGGCUCCUUGGCCUGUGCUUGGUACUGUGCACACCCCCCAGCCCCCAGGGGACGUUGCCUCCUGCAGCCAGGGUGACAUGGACCAGCAUCUGGCCUUGGUUCCAGAAGCCUGCAGCCACGCUGUUGAGACAGUCAGGAAGCUGAGCUCCAGGAGCUUGGCCAGCCCCUUCCCCAAUGGCCUGGGAAGCUGUAGAGAGGGAGCAGGGAGCCCUCCAGACAGCAGAGGGCUCGUGCCUCUGUCUCUACUCAUCUUUCUUCCUCCGGAAUACCCUUUCCUCCCGUGGGCUGUUCUGAGUGUACCCACCCUGGUGGGCUGCUGUGUACCACUGCCUUCCUCUUUAGCUGGGGGCAAGGCUGAGCUUGGGGUGGUGAUGGGGGAGGGGCUGUGUGUGGGUUGCUUGCCCUGCCUCUGCCUCUGCCUCAGCCUAUGACUUUGGCUUCUUUUAUGUGGGUAUUCCUUACAAGUGACCUUUGUGUCAGACACUCAGUUACACACACAUGCACACUCAGCUCCCCACCCGGACACACCAAUGGCCUUUCAGUGUGUGGGGGGGAGGAAAAAAGUGUCCCUAGGUGUGAAGUCUGCGUCGACAGGCUGGGGGAGGUGACCGUGUAGGGGCCCAGAAUCUGGAGUGUCCAGCAGGAUGAGACAGAAGUCAACAAAGAUCUUGAAUAGAUUUAAACACCUAAUAAUUCCCUUUCAUUUUCUUCCUGGUCCUGGAGACUUCCCAGGGGACUGUUUUCUAGUCUGUUCUCGGGGUGGGGGAAAAGGAAGGCCUUUUGAUGCCUUAGAGGCCUCUAGAAGGGAGCCCUGUGCCCAACCCAACUCAGCACUCCCACCUCAUAAGCUUGCUGCCUUCCUGCACCUGCAGCCACCUCCACCCUUGUUCUUGGCGGGAGCUGGUUUCACGAAUCCCAGUGAUUAUAGUGAAAAGGGCAGAGGGGGAGAUGGCAGGCUUGGCACCCAGGGAACAGAGACGCGUUGGUGAACUUGCCCUCUCAGCUCUGUUCUCCCCGCAUCUCGAGGCAGUUCAGAGUGCCCCUGGGCCUGCACAGAUACCUCAUCUGCCUGCCGCUGCCCCCUCCCCGCGGCAGUGGGGGGCCUCCGACUCUAGUGCCGAAUGACUAUGUCCAGAUUGGUGACAAUGGGUGUUGUUGCUGUUGUUUCGUUGUGUUCGUGAAUGCUGUGACACUGUGUGCCCAAGAGAGGCAGCCUCCGGCCAGCCCAUCCUUGGGCAUCUCCCCUCUGAGAGCUGUCCGGACCUUGAGCGUCCUCGCCCUGUGGGACCGCCUGCCCCUCCCCUCUCUAGCCCUUCCAGCCUGGGGGACUCGAGUGUGCGCGCAUGGGCAUGCACACGCACACACACACAUCUUACCUCUCAUGCGUGUUUUACUUUUUUGAUGUUCAGAGUGGCUCACUGGCUGGGAAUCUUUACCUCGGGGAGAGGGGGAGGCUGGUUCCUUGGGGGAGGCCAAAGAAGGGCAGGGAAUGCCUGGAGGGGGAUGGGGGGGUCAUCAUAACCCCUGUACUCUCUAGGAGUAGCUUCUCUCCCUCCCAGGGUUCCACCCCCAUCCCUCAAAGAGGUGGCCCUUGUUUACAGUGAGGACUCGGUCACUGUGUCUCCGUUUCCUGAAAUAUAAACUGUAGCGACCCCAGACUGUAGAGGUUUUUAUGUGUUUGGAUACAUCUGCUGUGUGGGAAAAAAAACUACAAAAACCCUAAUUUUGUACAUAUUGUAUUUUUACUAUUGAACUGUAUUCUAGUGGCUGUUCAUGCUCCAAGACUUUAGGUAUUGAGACAUGAAUACUCUCCAUGUAAUAAGCACUUGCCUGGAAUAAAAUAUAAAACUGAAAUAAACCUGCACUGAAACCUGAGCUGGAGCUGCCAGCCGGCAGCAUCUGGGUCAUUUUGUUGCAAGAGGAAGCAGAGACUUUAGCAGGAGAGUUCAGCACACAGCAGGGUCCUUAACCGGUUAUGGGGGGCACGGUCCUCAAGCAACGUCCAUGUCCGUCUAGAAAAAAUUCAGAACCUGUUCCCAAGGCCCAGUGCUCAGCAAGCCCUGAGAACUCUGGCUCUGUUCUUCCUUACACUUCUGCAAUACUUUGUACUUCCUCAAACCGUUUUACAAGCAGUAUCUUGUUUCAUCUCCAGCAGCGCAGUGGGGUAAGUAAGCCAACUCGUCCAUUCUGGCAGAUAAGGAAACAGGUAUGGGGUGGCGGAGUGACUAGGUCGCGCAGCUAGCAAGCUGGGGCCCUGGUGGUGCCGGUCAGACCUCAACCGUGCAGUCCUUUCCCCAGGCCCAGGAAGUGAGUGCCACCCAC